CAUUAUUCAGUACUAAACUGAAAGAUUUUUUUUUGUUUUUUAUACUUUACUUUGUUAUUUUCUUAAAAAAGCAAUUUUACCAUGCGACCAGUAGAACCUCAAUCAAAAUCCCGUACAGCUUCGUCGAGGGAAAGUAUACAAGCCUCGCUUGGCGAGACAGAUACGAGUUUCACCUCAAAUAGUACUUUUCUUGCACCGUCGUUUGAUGAAAAUUUAACUGAUUAUAAUUUGGAGUUCACCAGCAGUUUCAGAGACAGGCGAAGGACUCGAAAAUCGUGCGGACCAACGGCAACCGCUGAAUUUCGACGGGUUGAAGGAGCGUCUGGGGUACAAUCAUCUAGCGUACAAAAAAGAACAUUACAACCUGUUCGAAUUUCAAGUACCCCGAGGCCAUCAACGGUCAGAAAUCGUCGCAAACAAAGAUUUCCUGCCCGCAAAGAAAUAAGAAAACUUCUGAAUAGAACAGAUUUCAUGAUACCACGCCGUUGUUUUUGUCGAGUUGUAAGCGAAAUUAUGAUGAAGUUAUCAAGCAAUGUGACUCGUAUAACGGCUAUAGCCCUGGAGGCCCUACAAGUAGCAACAGAAAAGUAUAUCGAAAAUCGUUUUGAAGAUGCAUAUUUAUUGACGCAGCAUUCGGGUCGAGUUACACUGUUAUUGCGAGAUUUUGAAUUAAUAAAUCAUUUGCUAGGAAAAAAGAAUUUGUAAAUUGAAAUUAAUAUUAAGUAACUUGCUUAAAUAUUUGUUACAAAAUACACAUAUGUAUAUGUCCUUUUGGUAAGAGAUAUAGGUAUUAGUACUUAUGCGUAUGAAAUGGUAUUUAAAAAACAAAGAUCGAGCCAUUAAAAAUGGUUUCGAAAUUGCUUUUGUUCGCAAUUGAUGUAAUUAAUAAGCAAUCGUAUUAAUUAGAAAUGGGU
This is a messenger RNA of Anastrepha obliqua, 914 nucleotides long. Its product is annotated as histone H3-like centromeric protein A. Gene Ontology annotation, cellular component: nucleosome. The record is from RefSeq and is a predicted model, not a curated record. Gene Ontology annotation, molecular function: DNA binding; protein heterodimerization activity; structural constituent of chromatin. The transcript has a single exon. Bases 82 to 705 code for a protein of 207 amino acids. NCBI's taxonomy places the organism in Eukaryota, Metazoa, Arthropoda, Insecta, Diptera, Tephritidae.